Molecule: messenger RNA, 2508 nt
Organism: Culex quinquefasciatus (southern house mosquito)
Lineage: Eukaryota; Metazoa; Arthropoda; Insecta; Diptera; Culicidae
Exons: 6
Coding region: 1240-2493 (417 amino acids)
Source: RefSeq, a predicted model, not a curated record
UUGUUUACUAUGUUGUUGUUUAUCUAUGAAAAAUAUUAUUCAAGCUAGUUCUAUAAAUCAACUCAGUAAAUUUAGAAGUGAAGUUUUAAAAAACAAUAAUGAAAGUUAGGCGUACAAAAAGAUUUUCGGUUACUACACCGUGGUUUGGAAGACCGUAUGUGAACGUUCUUCACGGAGCAUCUGUACGAUCCCAAAUAAACACAAGGAGAUUUGAAAACGACACACAAGUUGCGACUGCAGAAUUGUCUGAAAGUUCUCGAGAAUCCACACUGCCGGACGAUUUAAACCCAGAGCAUAAUGUUAUGUAUAAUUCAUCUGGCGAAUCACAACAGAUCGAGACUGGCUUUGAUCAUUUGUCUUCUGGAUCAUUGGAUUCUGAACAAAAUUCAGGUAGAAGCAACUUUGGUAGCAACAUUUUUUUCCACGAGGACUACUCUGGAAACUACAAUCGUCCUUUUGAAGUUAACUCGACGUUGCAGUUGUUUGACGUUCUUUUUAUGCUUCUCAAUUUUUAUGUGCGUCAUAUGCCAACGCAACAAGCAAUUGAAGAUCUUCUGCGAAUGAUGAAUAUUAUAACAGGCCAAAAAUUAUUUCCCGAAUCAUUUGCUGGAUUCAUGGCAGUAUUUCCAGAUUCAUACGAUAUGGAAAGAAUAUAUUUCUGCAAAAGAUGUCGCUACCGAUAUGGAAAAAAUGAACCUACUGUAACCGUUUGUCCUGUAACUGACUGCAAUUCGAAAGAAAUUGAUUUUUUUUGCGAGAUUCCCAUUAAAGCGCCAAAUUCGUGAGGUUGUAGUUAAAUACAAAAGCGAAAUCCAUGAUUAUGGAGAAGAACUAAAAAAAUUCCACCAUCAGAGAUGUCAAGAAUGGUCAAAUUGUACAGCAAAUAACUAAUGACGAACAGGAAAAAAUCAUAACAUUAUCUGCUAAUACAGACGGUGCUGUAAGCUAUGAAUGUACCACAAAAAUGCCGUUCUACCCAGUUUUUGUUGUAGUAAAUGAUUUGCCUCCAAGAAUUCGCUUCAGCAAAGAGAAUCUAUUAGUUGCUGCACUGUGGAUGUCCAGAGCAGGAGAACCUUCGAUGUCACUAUUGUUUCAUGAAUUUUGCUUGGAAUUGCGAGAGUUGAUGGAGGGCAUGUUGAUUGAUGGAGAAAUGUAUAAAAUUGUUCUCGUUCAGUGUUGUUCAGAUUCAGUGUGUCGCUGCAAAUUACAAAACAGUAAACAAUUCAAUGGCUACUUUGGAUGCUCUUUUGUCUACACCCGGGGCAAAACAUCCAAGGGCAAGUUCGUUACCCUUUUCAAAACGAUGUCGAAUUGCGGAACAAUGAAAGCACAAGAGAGCAUAUGAUUGAGGCACGUCGACAGCAAAAGGAUGUAUUUGGCAUGAAAGGAAUGUCCGUUUUUACGACCAUUCCAAACUUCGACGUAGUUUUUGGUCUACCACUUGAUCAUAUGCAUGCUGCAUUGCUUGGAGUGACACGGCACAUUUGGAAUCUGAUUAUGAAAAGUGAUGUUGGAACAUAUCGGCAAAUUAUCGAGGAAAGGUACUUAAAUAUUAAGUUUCCCAGUUCAUUUUCCCGACAACCAAGAAAAUUUGAAGAAGAAGCCAAGUUUAAGGCUUCAGAAUGGGAACAUAUCGCUCUUUAUUGCUUUUAUCCUUGUUUUUAUGGAUUUUUAACAGAAGAUCGGUUGAAGCAUUUCAUGUAUUUUUCGUCCAGCCUAUUCACGUUACUCGAGUUUAGAAUAUCAAAUGAAAAUUUGAACAGAUGUGACAUUUGGUUAAAAAAGUUUUGUGCUCGAUUUGGAUCACUUUAUGGGGAAAUCAAUGAGACUUUUAAUGUUCAUUUAAUGACUCACAUGGUAGAGACAGUCCGAAAACAGGGCGCACUAUGGAACUUUUCAUUAUUUCCCUAUGAGAAUGGUAAUGGAAUUUUACUUAAAUAUAGAACAGGAAAUAACAAGCCAGUGCUACAAAUAGCGAAAAAAUAUGCGCUUAAGAAAUCAUGCCACUCUAUUCCGAUUCCUUACAACUCUCCCAUAAAAAAAUGGAUUGAUGAAAUUUGGCGUGGUAAAAAAAUGUCAAACCUACUGUUUAAUGAACAUUUGAGAUUCGUCAUACAAAACGAGCAGUUUGAAGAUGGUAUUAUAAGCAGAGAAUUUAGCUACCAUUCAAAAAUGACAUAUCAUGGUAUUCAAUACUGCACUAAAACAUAUUGUGAAGAUUUCAGAUAUGACGACUCAUACAUUAACAUAAAUGAUAAGUUUAUAAGAAUAACGUGUAUAUUAACAGAUAGGGAGAAUAGCAUAUUUGUAGUAGGGAGAGUGUUGAAAACAAAAUCAAUAUUUCCGAAUUUAUACAUAUACAAAGAAACUAAUCAAAAAUUGGUAGUCAAAUUGAAUGAUUCGAUAAGGCAAUGCAUAAGCAUCACAGUAGAGGUCGAUAAUGAAUCUUUGAACUGCAUUUGUGUUUGUAAAUUUAGUCCUUUUGUAGAAUAAAUCCUUUUUAUAAGU